UGCUUGUGCGGGAAUGAAUUUCAAAGCAUCGAAGCAAGGUGUCCGCCACUGCUUUCAAAUUGUAAUUUUGUUUGUGUCCCAGUUAUCUGGAAUGGACGGCACUGGCAUUAAAAGAACCUCCUAAAACAUCCACAUUGAUAAAGCGUAAUGGAGAGCUGUGGAAACGAAAGUAGACCCUCUGAACUAAUUAUAGACGAAGACUUCGAAACAGACGAGGAUCCUUCCCCAUAUGAUAGCGAUGAUGAAGAGAUAGAUGUUGAUUAUUUUAUCAGGAGCUUGCCUCGUCACAUUAACGAGUGGAAACUUUAUAAAACAGAUUCUUGUACGUUGCAAAAAAUAGGGGAUGGCUUCUUCGGUGAAAUAUACAAGGUUACCGAUUGUCAAUCUGGCAAUGUUUUUGUAAUGAAAACUAUGAAAAAAUUAACGAGAAUGAAGGUGAUGUGUGCAGAAAUACGACUGAUGGCCCGUCUUAAACAUCCUAACAUCUUAAGAUUUCUUGGUGUUUGUAUCGAAGGGAAAAGAAUACAUUUGCUUACAGAAUAUAUGGAAGUUGGUAAUUUGGAGGAAGUUGUAGCUGACGAUAAAGAACCAUUACCUUGGAAAUUACGAAUGAAACUUGCCCACGAUAUCGCAGAAGGAAUGGCUUAUUUACACAGCGUCGGAGUCAUUCAUCGUGAUUUAGCAUCCAAGAAUAUAUUAAUUUCAAAUUGUAUGAAUGAAGACGGUUAUACUGCUGUUAUUGCUGAUUUUGGUUUAGCUGCUAAGAUUCCUUCAAGGAAAACAAAACUAAGAGUUGUUGGUUCUCCAUACUGGAUGGCACCAGAAGUUUUAAGAAAUGACCAAUACAAUGAAACUGUCGACAUAUUUUCUUAUGGUAUCAUUUUAUGUGAGAUUAUUGGACGUGUUCAUUCUAAUCCGGAUGAAAUACCCAGAACAAAUCAUUUUGGUUUAGAUGUUGACAAGUUUUGUGAGCUGGUUCAGGGAUGUCCCUUUGAAUUUUUUCGACUUGCUGUUUGCUGUUGUCAGGUUUGUAGUGUUGACCCGCAAUUAAGACCUCCAUUUGAACUGACUGCAAAAUACCUAGGGUAUAUUCGACAGUUUGUAAUUGUAACAGGUUCCCCUUGUGUUUUAAUUCAAGACACCUCACAACGUAUGUCUGCCAAUAUUGAAGACUGGAUAGAAGACUCAAAGAAAGGUUCAGAUACAUCAAGGAAAUCACUCCCUGUAUUCUAUAAAGAAUGCAUGUUUGAAAACGAAACAGAAGUAAAAUGUGAAAACGAAACAGAACUAGACCAUAAAAACAACACAGAAAUGAAACAAGAAAUUGAUACAGAACUUUGGUAUGAAGAAGAUUGUGUUAACGGGAACCACACAACCAAUACAACUGUAAUUGACGCUGUAUCAUCGUUUGAAGAAGAAGAAGAAGUUGAGAGAUUAGAUGAUUUGGUCGAUAAUCGUAAUAAAAGAUACUCAUUUUUCGCACGCUAUUUCAGACAACAAGGUAAAACGGAAGAUCUUGUCAAAAAUACACCAAGUAGACUCGCUGGUUUCUUCAACAAAGUUUUACAUGUUCAGAAAAAACAUAAAUUAAAUGGACGUCAUAAAUCACGAUCAAAAACAACUGUUCACGAUGGUGUCGUUGGUCGUCCAAAAUUAAAAUCAUUUCGUCAGUUAAUGAACAACAAAACAAACACAGAUACUCAUUCAAUUGAAAAAACGCACUCAUACGCAAGACGUAGUUUAAUACCAAAAAAUAUUUUUCCUAUGGAAAUUACUGAACAAAAUAAUGUCAUAAUACCACGUGAUAAGGUUGAAGGUUCGUUCUUUGAUCAUGGUAGUGUGCCAGCUCUAAAGAAAUCAUCACAUGAGUCUAAAGUAGUAGUUCGCGAAAAUGAGGCUUGUUACAAGAAUAUAAUUUUAGUGGAUAGUUAUGAUGAAAUACAAAACAACGAGCAGAAUUCCCUCGCUUCAUUUGAAUGCAAUGAUUCACCAUCAGACAACUUUGAUGUUGAUGAAACAUAUUUUAACACAUGGUCCAAAUCGAAUUUAAACAAGUCCCGUCAAUAUCCAGCAAACUCACAACAUCAAUUACAUUCAAUUCCUCGAUGUUUUUCUGAGUCUGACGUCGAAGUUUUGCGUGUGAAAGUCUCGAGUAACUGCUGGACAAUGAGCCCACGACAAUCUCAACAUAAAAAGAAAGGAAAGAACUGGAAUAUUUUCAAUUACAUUCAACAUAAAUGGAAAGGAUAAAGAUGUUGUCAAAAACAAGCUGCAAUAACUCUCCAGAUUUAUGCUGGAGUGAGUCACUUUGUUGUCCUAAAAUCGUUUCACGAUGUCUUUGAGUGUCAAAAAAGUUGGAUUUAUUCCUUAUAAUUAGGUAAAUCGAUUAUUAUUGAAUUUUCAUUAGAGCGCUUUUGAGUUUCAGUUGCUGCUUUUGGUGUGUUCAUCUACCAAAGCUGUAAUUUAUCAUUCUCAAAUUUUUUAUUUGACCUUAAACAUUAAAUGAAAGUUAUCUUCAUUGGCAUUGCGGUGUAACGGAGAAAAAACAUGCUGAAUUAUUAGAAUAUUUGAAAGUGUUAAACUGAUCCUGUGCUGUAUGAAUUUUUUGUUCUAGUCUAUGAAAUAACUAAUGUACAGAUCACCAACCAAAGUUACUCAAAUUUAGAUGACAUUAUGCAAUAUAAUGUCAAUUGUUAACGAUGUUAUUUUUAUACGUUAACUAAGAAAAUAAUCAGCAUCAAGCUUCAUUAUUUUGGCGUCAUUUAAUAAAUUUGGCCGAUACGACGUCAGGAUUAUUUUAAUUAACAUUAUCAUCGUGAACGGACUGAACACAAAGUUGUGUGGAACUUCAAACUCCUUAUAAAUCUUUGCGUUGAGAUAAACCUGAUUCAAAUGCAUUCACUAACAUCGCCUGUUUUUUGAAUUUAUAAACGAGAGAUUUGCUGAUCGUUUUCAGUAGCGAUUAUGUUUUUCUCUCGAUGUUAAAUGUGUCGUGUUAAGUCGCUUUUAGUUACUUAUCUUUUCAAUACGAGAAAUAUAUUUUACUCGUUGAACAUUUCCAUCACCAUAAGUA
Xenia sp. Carnegie-2017 is the source of this 3073-nucleotide messenger RNA. Its product is annotated as probable serine/threonine-protein kinase kinY. The record is from RefSeq and is a predicted model, not a curated record. Gene Ontology annotation, cellular component: cytoplasm; nucleus. Gene Ontology annotation, biological process: actin cytoskeleton organization; protein phosphorylation. The coding region runs from base 148 to 2250 and encodes 700 amino acids. Gene Ontology annotation, molecular function: protein serine/threonine kinase activity; protein tyrosine kinase activity; ATP binding. NCBI's taxonomy places the organism in Eukaryota, Metazoa, Cnidaria, Anthozoa, Malacalcyonacea, Xeniidae. The transcript is spliced from 11 exons.